ACCUCUAAUUCAAAUAUUUUGGGUAUGAAGAAGAAGCUCAUGACAACAGUCGUCACUAGCAUAGUACUUUGGUCGGUGAUGCUAUUCUCCAACAUCUUCAAACACCAGCUACUUCAUGCUGAUACCAACGGUUCAAAGGAUUCUGAAAAACCGAGGGAUAAACUGCUAGGAGGUCUUCUCACUGCAGACUUUGAUGAAGAUUCUUGUCUGAGUAGGUACCAGUCUUCCUUGUAUCGCAAGGCUUCACAGUACAAUCCUUCUCAGUAUCUCAUCUCUAAGCUCCGAAACUACGAGAUGCUUCACAAGCGUUGUGGUCCAGGCACAGAAGCUUACAAGAGCGCAAAAGAGCGGCUUGGUCAAGAUGAGCUUGCAAGAAGCUAUAGUGAAUUAUGCAAAUACAUUGUGUGGGUGCCAUUGUCUGGGCUUGGAAACAGAGUGCUUGGCCUGGCUUCCCUGUUUCUCUAUGCUCUCUUGACAGAGCGAGUCAUUCUUGUUGACCAACGGAGCCAUUUAACCGAUCUCUUCUGUGAGCCUUUUCCGGGAACUUCUUGGUUACUUCCUCUGGAUUUUCCACUGAUGGAUCAGUUAGAUAGCUACAACCAAGAACAUGAGCGUUGUUACGGAACAAUGUUGAAGAAACAUGCCAUUAACUCGACUACAACCCUUUCACACCUUUAUAUUCAUCUUUUUAGUGGUUACAGAGAUCAUGACAAGACGUUCUUCUGCGAAGCAGAACAAACCCUCAUCAGGAAAGUGCCUUGGUUGGUCGUUAAAUCCAACCUCUACUUUGUUCCCUCUCUAUGGUUGAUCCCCAGUUUCCAAACCGAACUUAUCAAGCUAUUCCCGCAGAAAGACACCGUAUUCUACAACCUGGCUCGGUAUCUUCUUCACCCGAGUAACCAAGUUUGGGGUAUGGUCACUAGGUCUUACAACGCUUACUUAGCCAGAGCAGAUGAGAGACUUGGCAUUCAAGUAAGGGUUUUUAGCAGACGCGCUGGAUAUCUCCAGCACGUCAUGGACCAGAUCGUAGCAUGUACACAAAGAGAGAAACUAUUACCUGAAGCAGCUACGCAAGAAGAAUCACAAGUAACAAAUACAUCAAGAAGCCAGAAACUUAAAUCUGUUCUUGUCACAUCUCUGUAUCCAGAGUACUCUGACAACUUAAAGCGGAUGUUUUGGGAACGACCGACUUCGACAGGAGAAAUAAUUCAAGUUUAUCAGCCAAGUGAAGAAAUGUUUCAGCAAACAGACAAAAAGCUUCACGACCAAAAGGCCCUCGCUGAGAUGUACCUCCUAAGUCUGACGGAUAAACUUGUCACAAGCGCAUGGUCUACAUUCGGAUACAUAGCUCAAGGUCUGGGAGGAAUAAAGCCGUGGAUACUCUACAAGCCAGAAAACAACACAGCUCCUGAUCCGCCAUGCGUUAGGGCCAUGUCAAUGGAGCCUUGUUUCCUUAGAGCUCCACUCUAUGGUUGUGAAUCCAAGACUGCUACUGACACAGGGAAACUCGUCCCUUUCGUAAGGCACUGUGAGGAUUGGAUCCCGGGACUUAAGCUAGUUGAUGCCCCAGAUAAGUUAUAG
Eutrema salsugineum is the source of this 1581-nucleotide messenger RNA. RefSeq names its product probable fucosyltransferase 7. Gene Ontology annotation, cellular component: membrane; Golgi apparatus. The transcript has 2 exons. Gene Ontology annotation, molecular function: galactoside 2-alpha-L-fucosyltransferase activity. Bases 25 to 1581 code for a protein of 518 amino acids. The record is from RefSeq and is a predicted model, not a curated record. NCBI's taxonomy places the organism in Eukaryota, Viridiplantae, Streptophyta, Magnoliopsida, Brassicales, Brassicaceae. Gene Ontology annotation, biological process: cell wall biogenesis; xyloglucan biosynthetic process.